CCUGGCUGACUGAGGAACCGGUUUGACAGGCCUUUUAUGCCAACAAAUUCUGGUAUCAUUCCAUGUUACACAGAAUGUAGAAACCUGCCCAGCCAGUUGAAUGAAAGGCAUAUUAGGAUAUCCAUUGCACAUUGUAUAUAUCUGAGGUGUUGCUUAACGUGCAUUCAGUUCAGGAGCAGUUUCCCUAGGAUGGUCAAAUGUGUCUGCUGACAUUUUAGGAAGAAGACAUCUAUAAACGUUCCUCACCCCAGGCACUCAGUUAGCUGAAAUUUAAUCAGAUUGGUUUCAACCAUUUCCAUCAAGGAAUCCAUCGCUAUGUGAUUUGAGAAUUACAAACCCACUCAGCAAGUGAUUCGUGGUUCCUUCAGGAUGAACAUCUCAAGUGGUAGCUGUUCUAGUCCAAGUUCAACUGAAAGUCUUCCUCCUGGGGAUCUUUUCAAGGACCUGUGGUCCAAAUUGAAGGAAUGUCAUGAUAAGGAACUGCAAGAGCUGCUACUGAAAAUUAACAAAUUGAAAAAGCAAAGGUGCCUUGAUGCACAACGAUUGGAUGAAUUUUUUACUAAAAACAAGCAGCUUCGCGAACAGCAAAAGGGGCUUCAUGAUACCAUUAAGGUUUUAGAAGACCGACUCCGUGCUGGUCUGUGUGACCGAUGUGCAGUAACUGAAGAACACAUGAGGAAGAAGCAGCAGGAAUUUGAAAAUAUCAGACAACAAAACCUAAAACUCAUCACAGAACUAAUGAAUGAGAGGAAUACUCUUCAGGAUGAAAAUAAAAGGCUUUCAGAACAGCUUCAACAAAUUCAAAAGUCAGAGCAAACAUCAAAUCAAGACUUACAUUCAGAUCCAGUGGACUGUGAGGAUGGCAUUAUUCCAGAUUCCCCAGUUGGUUCUUUUCCUCAGUCCAUGGUUAGCCGAAUGCGGAGGAGAAAAGAAAAUAGGCAUGUCCGGUACAAAGAGCAAACACAAGAGCCGGCAGCUCCUGAGUCUACCAACAGCGCUCUGCACAGAUUACAUGCCUCUACACAAGUACCUAGAAGAAAAGGAGAAGAAAUAUUGGUAGCUGAAACUUGUGACCUGGAAUUGUCCCCACUUGCAAAGAUGGGUGACUUUCCAGCAGAGAAACCACUAUUCAACCUGGCAGCUGUUGUUGCAGAAACACUAGGACUUGACACUCAUGAAGAUCCUUCCCAGAGUGUGUUAAAUCAUGGCAGGACCAGUGCUAUGCCAGCACAGGAGCACUCUCCAAGACCGAUUGAACUUGAAUAUACAGAGAGUUCUCAGGCUAAUGAGCAUGAAAUGGAAUGGGGAACGCAGCAACAUUCUCCAGAAUUUGGGGCAACCCCUGCAAGAAUGGAGAACCGCACAGAAACCGACACAAAUUCUACAUUUCUCUUUCUUGGUACAAAGAAUAAGCUCAAGUUUCCAUAUUACAGCAGAACAUCUGACUCCUCAGGACAAAAACCAAAGGCAGAUGAUGUCACCUUGAUGGCGCCUGUGUGCCAUGCUACAGAAAAUGAUUCUGUAAUUAGCCACUGUUCAGGCAGCAGGCAGGUUGCCUUGAAGCGUAAUCCAACUGAUUCCAUUAUUGGUGUGAUCAGCACAAAUGAUGGUGUGAUUGCAAAUGACAAUUUUGACCGUGAACUUUAUAUUCAGAAUGGAAACAGGUGUUCUAAAAGGAGGAAAGCUGAAAAUGAUCUCAGAUGUGACAUGUCAGCCAAUAAGGAAAAUAAUGGACGUUGUAAAAGCACCGCUGUGGACAAACCUCUGGAUCUGUCAGAUCGUUUCUCGGGGUUGCACUCUCAGGAAGGUGGUCAAGACGAUGUUGGUACCAAUACAAUGCAACUUAAUUCGCAGGAAUCCUUGAAGUUGGGAUCCAAAAAGCAUUCUAGCGUCAGGAGUUUUCUCGGUAACUCAAUAAUACACCCAAGCAUGAGAGAGGACCCUCCUCAGCAAGAGCCACAAAGGAAGACUCUUGCUUCCAGUAAAGGAGACCUAUGUCAGGAAAGUAAUGAAGAGACUGAUGAUAACCCACUUUUUGAAGACUUGGAGGCCAGAAGCCCCCACAAACCAAGAAGAAAAGGGAAAUUACUGCACAGAGCCUGUGAGCCAGCAUCUGUUCUGCAACCAAAUCCACACUUGGCACAGGCUAAAGGCGCUGCCGUGAAUACAGAGACAGGCACCCAGUCUUUGGAUAACAUGCCAUGGAGCAUUGAUCCAGGGGCAGAUCUUUCUCAGUACAAAAUGGAUGUUACAAUGAUAGACACCAAGUAUGAGAGUACGGCAAAGGCAGAUCGAGAGGAUAUGGACUAUACCUAUGUCAGUGACAGUAUUUUGUUAAAGAUGAGAAAACAAGAGCUAGCUAAAAGUGACUCUCAGGAAGAAAGCAAAGAGAAUGACAGUUUUGGGGAAAUGUUUGAGAAGACCGAGCACGGGGAGUAUAUUUCCUAUGUUCAAGAGAAAAGCCCUUCCCAGAGACUUGACAGUGAGGAAGAAGAUGGUGGUGGAGAUGUAUCAAAGGAAAGAGAGAAUGAUGUUAAAGGGGAGGUCUACCAGAAGCAGAAGGCAUUUGUUGAGCCUUAUAUGCAAAAUGCUGACAGAAAGAGGCCUGCUUUGGAUUAUCCUCACAUUGAGGUUGUACGUAACAAGGAAGAACGACGAAAAAUGCUUGGACAUACAUGCAAGGAGUGUGAAAUAUAUUAUGCUGAUCUACCAGAAGAAGAGAGAGCAAAGAAGCUGGCUUCCUGCUCCAGACACCGCUUCCGCUACAUCCCACCCAGCACCCCAGAGAAUUUUUGGGAAGUGGGUUUUCCACCCACUCAAAUAUGCAAAGAUAGAGGUUACAUCAAGGAAGAACUUUCUCCCUGCCAGCGUCCACGCAGAAGACAACCUUACAAUGCACUAUUUGCUACCAAAGGGAAGGAACAGAAGAUAUAAACGUUUCAUAGCUUUUAGCAUCUUUUUAUUUUUUUUAUUUUUUUUUUUUAAUAUAUAUAUUUUUUUAUGAGAACUAGUUUGCACCCAAAAUGCAGUGAAAUGUCUUUGUGCAAUCAGGCUGGUCUGUAUUUAAACUUGCAGUAAGCUUCUGCAGGCAUAGUGCUGCAGUAGACGCAGUGCAUAGUUUAUGAUUUUACGAGUGUUUCUCUGGCUUUGGGUGCAACUUUUAAACAUUUAACAAUCAAAACCACAGUAUACUUUUAGCUGUACAACGGGAUAAUAAGUAAAUAUAUGUGUGAUUGUUGUCAGCCUCCCUAAAUAUAACAUUAAAACAUUAGUUGAAAUGCUCUGGAGGGUAUAAUGUCAUCCUCUAACUGUGCUCAUUAAAUCUGCUAGCAAAUGUAUUGAUAAGGGUGUAUUAAAUGCUGAGCCCUGCACUUUAUAUAACAUGUAUUGGUGUGUAGGCUCCCACUGCUGUAUGCACUCUUAUUAAUGACAGGGCACAGAGGCUUGACUACCACAAUGUAUAGACCAGAAAGCAAACUCAAUAAUUAUAUCAUCAUAAUUUAUGCAUUUGCCUACACUAAAUAUACAUUAAAUUUUUUUACUUGCAUGAAAGGCGCCUUGUCACCAACAGAUUUUGUGGAUCCCCAAACAGCUUUUGCGGUCUUGCUGUGACACACGGUUCUCUUUGUGGUGUUAAGCAGGAAUGCUGGUCAUCCUCAAGCAACUAAGACUUUCUGAGGAUAAUCUUAAUUGUAUAACAAGUAGAGGGUUUCGGUAGAGAGUAGUGGUAAAACAAUUAUUCAGAUACCUGAUUCAAAAAAACUGUAGCAAUAAUAGUAUAAAAUAGGUUGAACAUUAAUACCCCAUCUCAUGUACUGUAUGCUCAGUCUCCUCAAUAAAUAUUUAAUGCCACAUAAUCAGUGCUACAACCAGUAGAAAAUCCCAGUUUAAAGUAUUGUAAAGCUGUGUAUAUGGUUCGUAUAGAUUAUACAGUACUUGGUAAAAGCUAGCUUUGUCACUGUGCUACUGCACAUACCACUGUGCUCCUGUAGAACGGAGAAAUAGUUGUAUAUUUUUCCUAUCUCUGCGUGGAAAGAAGAUUAUUGUAAGAUUUUUAAUAUUUGUCUUGUGUCACUGCACCCAAAGCAUAUCUCUGGCCUUUGUAUCAUGGGAGUCAUCCAGCAUUUAACUGGGAAUGGACUAUCUGAGUAUGGUGGGAGUUGUAGCAGCAGGUUGAGGUAUGUGAAACUGCCUUUGGUAUAUGCAAAUGUUUACCACAUGGUCAUAAAGUGGCCAGACAUAUGAUAUAAACCCAGUUUUAAUAUGCAUGUCUUCGUCCAUACCUCGCCUGUAUUCCAUCUGGUUACAAGGUGGAGGUUUUUAAGAAAUCUGUUUGCCUUUGUCCAUUUAAAAUAUUAUUUCACAAAUGUUCAUCUCUAUAUGUAAAAUCUUAUUGUUUUGUAUUAGCACCUUGUUGUUAAUGUGCUGGGUGCUUUGUUUUGCACUGAAUAACUUUAAAAUAUAAAAUUGUGUUUCAGUUUA
Molecule: messenger RNA, 4482 nt
Organism: Pelobates fuscus (common spadefoot toad)
Lineage: Eukaryota; Metazoa; Chordata; Amphibia; Anura; Pelobatidae
Gene: RBBP8
Product: RB binding protein 8, endonuclease
Exons: 19
Coding region: 370-2934 (854 amino acids)
Biological process (GO): DNA double-strand break processing involved in repair via single-strand annealing; DNA repair
Molecular function (GO): damaged DNA binding
Source: RefSeq, a predicted model, not a curated record